This is a messenger RNA of Grammomys surdaster, 3323 nucleotides long. It is a transcript of the gene Nedd4l, whose product is annotated as NEDD4 like E3 ubiquitin protein ligase. Gene Ontology annotation, molecular function: protein binding; sodium channel inhibitor activity; ubiquitin protein ligase activity. NCBI's taxonomy places the organism in Eukaryota, Metazoa, Chordata, Mammalia, Rodentia, Muridae. The record is from RefSeq and is a predicted model, not a curated record. The coding region runs from base 322 to 2889 and encodes 855 amino acids. The transcript has 30 exons. Gene Ontology annotation, biological process: ubiquitin-dependent protein catabolic process; regulation of dendrite morphogenesis.
GAAACAGACCAACCAUCUGCAUCUAGACCAGCCUUCCUCUCCCUCUCCCUUUUAAAGGAGGUUUUCCUGCCUGGAAUCUGUGACCCAUAUGUGAAGCUGUCAUUGUAUGUAGCUGAUGAGAACAGAGAGCUUGCUUUGGUUCAAACCAAGACAAUUAAAAAGACGCUGAACCCAAAGUGGAAUGAGGAAUUUUAUUUCAGAGUAAAUCCAUCUAAUCACAGACUCCUAUUUGAAGUAUUUGACGAAAACAGAUUGACACGAGACGACUUCCUGGGCCAGGUGGACGUGCCUCUUAGUCACCUUCCGACAGAAGAUCCAACCAUGGAGAGACCCUAUACAUUUAAGGAUUUCCUCCUACGACCUAGAAGUCAUAAAUCUCGCGUCAAGGGGUUUUUGAGAUUGAAAAUGGCCUACAUGCCGAAAAAUGGAGGUCAGGAUGAAGAAAACAGCGAGCAGAGGGAUGACAUGGAGCAUGGAUGGGAAGUCGUUGACUCGAAUGACUCUGCUUCCCAGCACCAGGAGGAACUCCCUCCUCCUCCCCUGCCGCCAGGAUGGGAAGAGAAAGUUGACAAUUUAGGCCGAACUUACUAUGUCAACCACAACAACAGGAGUACGCAGUGGCACCGACCUAGCUUGAUGGAUGUGUCCUCAGAGUCAGACAAUAACAUCAGGCAGAUCAACCAAGAGGCUGCACACCGACGCUUCCGCUCUCGGAGGCACAUUAGUGAAGAUUUGGAGCCCGAGGCCUCUGAAGGCGGUGGAGAAGGCCCUGAGCCUUGGGAGACCAUUUCAGAGGAAGUGAACAUGGCAGGAGAUUCUCUCAGCCUGGCUCUGCCCCCGCCUCCUGCCUCCCCAGUGUCUCGGACCAGCCCCCAGGAGCUGUCUGAAGAACUGAGCAGAAGGUUGCAGAUCACUCCGGACUCCAAUGGGGAGCAGUUUAGUUCUCUGAUCCAGAGAGAGCCCUCGUCAAGGCUUCGGUCCUGCAGUGUUACCGACACAGUUGCUGAGCAAGCUCACCUUCCACCGCCCAGCACCCCAACUAGGCGAGCCCGUUCAUCAACUGUCACAGGUGGUGAGGAAUCAACGCCAUCAGUGGCCUAUGUACAUACCACGCCGGGCCUACCUUCAGGCUGGGAAGAGAGAAAGGAUGCUAAGGGCCGCACAUACUAUGUCAAUCAUAACAAUCGAACCACAACUUGGACUCGACCAAUCAUGCAGCUUGCAGAAGAUGGUGCCUCCGGAUCAGCCACAAACAGUAACAACCACCUAGUCGAACCCCAGAUCCGCCGGCCUCGUAGCCUCAGCUCGCCAACAGUAACUUUAUCUGCCCCACUGGAGGGUGCCAAGGAUUCACCCAUACGCCGUGCUGUGAAAGAUACCCUUUCCAACCCACAGUCCCCUCAGCCAUCACCUUACAACUCCCCCAAACCACAACACAAAGUCACACAGAGCUUCCUGCCACCAGGCUGGGAGAUGAGGAUAGCGCCAAACGGCCGACCCUUCUUCAUUGACCAUAAUACAAAGACUACAACCUGGGAAGAUCCACGGUUGAAAUUUCCAGUACAUAUGCGGUCAAAAGCAUCUUUAAACCCCAAUGACCUGGGCCCUCUUCCUCCUGGCUGGGAAGAAAGGAUCCACUUGGACGGCCGCACGUUUUACAUCGACCAUAAUAGCAAAAUUACUCAAUGGGAAGAUCCAAGACUACAGAACCCAGCCAUAACCGGUCCGGCUGUUCCAUACUCCAGAGAAUUUAAGCAGAAAUAUGACUACUUUAGGAAGAAGUUAAAGAAACCUGCUGAUAUUCCAAACAGGUUUGAAAUGAAGCUUCACAGAAACAACAUAUUUGAAGAGUCCUAUCGGAGGAUUAUGUCUGUAAAGAGACCUGACGUCCUAAAGGCUAGACUGUGGAUUGAGUUUGAAUCAGAGAAAGGCCUGGACUAUGGGGGCGUGGCCAGAGAAUGGUUCUUCUUACUGUCCAAAGAGAUGUUUAACCCCUACUAUGGCCUCUUCGAGUACUCUGCCACGGACAACUACACACUUCAGAUCAAUCCCAACUCAGGCCUCUGUAAUGAAGACCAUUUGUCCUACUUCACUUUCAUCGGAAGAGUUGCUGGCCUGGCGGUGUUUCAUGGGAAACUCUUAGAUGGAUUCUUCAUCCGACCAUUCUACAAGAUGAUGCUGGGGAAGCAGAUAACUCUGAACGACAUGGAGUCUGUGGACAGCGAGUACUACAAUUCUUUGAAGUGGAUCUUAGAGAAUGACCCCACGGAACUUGACCUCAUGUUCUGCAUAGACGAAGAGAACUUUGGGCAGACAUACCAAGUGGAUCUGAAGCCCAAUGGGUCAGAAAUAAUGGUAACCAAUGAGAACAAACGAGAAUAUAUUGACUUAGUCAUCCAGUGGAGAUUUGUGAACAGGGUCCAGAAGCAAAUGAAUGCCUUCUUGGAGGGAUUUACAGAACUCCUUCCAAUCGACUUGAUUAAGAUUUUUGAUGAAAAUGAGCUGGAGUUGCUGAUGUGCGGCCUUGGUGACGUGGACGUGAACGAUUGGAGACAGCACUCUAUUUACAAGAACGGCUACUGCCCCAAUCACCCUGUCAUCCAGUGGUUCUGGAAGGCCGUGCUACUGAUGGAUGCUGAGAAGCGGAUCCGGUUACUACAGUUUGUCACAGGCACCUCCAGAGUACCCAUGAAUGGAUUUGCCGAACUUUAUGGUUCCAAUGGUCCUCAGCUGUUUACAAUAGAGCAAUGGGGUAGUCCUGAAAAACUGCCCAGAGCUCAUACAUGCUUUAAUCGCCUUGAUUUACCUCCAUAUGAAACCUUUGAAGAUUUACGGGAGAAACUUCUCAUGGCUGUGGAGAAUGCUCAAGGCUUUGAAGGUGUGGAUUAAGGAAGGCCUCCAGCGUCUGGGGACACUGCCCUUCCAGCAAGUUCCGAGUGCACUUUUGCAUUUGCCUAGCAGACUUUUGCAGAGCCGGUGGCAGAAGCAGUCGCCUGGCUUGGCUCUGGAGCCCAGCUUGUCCGAGCCCUGCCCAAGUUCCGCCAGGGAACCCAGCCCCAGCUCAAGUGCCGCCCCCCUCACCGCCGAUUCUCAACUGGUUGACGUGUACACUGAUUACAUUUCAGGAGGACGUAUUCUAUUUAUGUUGUGCCUCUGCAGGCAAAGCCCUUAAUAAAUAUUUUGCAUACUUUCUAAUGACAAUGAAUGGAAUUAAUCACACUACAGGUAUAGUAUUACCACUCAUGUUUACUUUUUAAAAUGAUUUAGACUGAUUUUCAGAUUUUAUUUCAUUACAAUUAAAGAUGUCUCAUGUACUUGGAAAA